AUGCCUUCAAGAAAUGGACCUAGGUUUCAAGGGCGUACCUCAACUCUCUCUGUCCCAUCAUCCAGUCGUAUAUCUCGCUCUCCUUCAGUUUCAAGUGGCAAUCAUGUAGCUGCUACAGCGCAUGCUCGUUCUCAGCCCUCGCGGCGCCAACGCGUAGCAUUCAAAUCAUUGAAAUCUCACCGGGCAUCUACUCCACUAGCAAGGUCAGACUUGCCAGUGCAAAGUCCGAUUCAGGAUCAUAUUCCUGGGGCCGAGGAAGGCGAGGGGGAGAAUGCCGACGAAGACUCGCUCAACGAGGUGGUCAUGGCUGUAGACAUCAGGAACAAAGGCACCGUUGGUUGCUCUUACUACGUGGCACGGGAAGAGAAGUUGUACUUCAUGGAAGACAUGAAGCUAGGCGGAAUUGAUAUUGUUGAGUCAUUGCGGCUUUCCAUCGAUCCUACAGUGAUCCUGAUAUCUGGGCGAGCAGAUGAUGCUCUUGCUGACAAGCUUGAUACUAAAUACAACGAAGCUGCCACAGUUGAGAAUGACAACGAUGUAUUCCGGAUGCCUUACGCACUCGAUAUUCGUCCUUCUUCUGAGUUCGGAUACGAAUCUGCCAAAAGUAAGCUGCUGGGUUUGAAGAUCGGCUGCUUCGAUGGCCCACAUGUCUCAUUUAUUGUCCCAGGCGACGUCGUACGCGACGAUAGCCUCGAAUUGGAGGACAGCGAUGGAUACUCUGGGCGUCCAGGGCUCUUGUUGCAGUUGGCGGGAUGGAUUGAUCUGAACAGUCAAAUCACAGUCGGCUGCGCUGGUGCCGUUCUAGCAUACCUACAGAAGCGAAGAACCAACUCAUUCCUACCGGGAGACAUCGAGGCUGCUGCAUUCUUCCGCGUGUCUGAGAUUGCUAUGUUCACCCUGAACGAUACCAUGUUCAUUAACGCGGAUACCCUAUUGUCCCUGCAAAUCAUGCAAUCGGAGUCCAAUCCUCAUUUCCACAACCAAGGUCCGACGAAGGCUACCUCCGGUGCCAAAGAAGGGUUGUCAGUGUAUGGACUGUUCCGUCAUCUAGCACGAACGCCUCAAGGCAAACAGCUUCUGCGUCAGCAAUUCCUCCGUCCCAGCCUGAGCCUCGAGAUCAUCCACGAACGCCAACACUCAAUCUCCGUAUUUCUCAGCCCGGAGAACUCAGCCCACGUUCAAUCACUCGUUGCUCACCUCAAGCAGGUGCAAAACAUCCGUGUGACUCUAGUGAAGUUACGAAAAGGGAUUUCCGGCGGAUCCAACAAACGAGUCAGUCGCACGGUCUGGUCCACACUGCGUGAUUUCGCAUAUAAUUCUCUAAAGAUGGUAGAUUUCAUUUGUGAAAUUGCGGGCGGUGAGGAGCUUCGGAUCGUGGCGUUGAUUCGGGCGAAUUUCGACCAGGCGAAAUUUCAGUUCAUCGGGAAGAGGAUCCAAGCGGUCGUGAACUUUGAGGAUUCGGUCGCACACCAUCGUACUAUUGUCAAUCCAGGAGUCGAUGAUGUACUGGAUGAGUUGCGUCGGCAGUACGACGGUCUUCCAGAUCUCCUUGCAUUGGUGGACCGGACACUGAUGCAACAAGUACUGGUGGAGCUUCAGGAGCCGCUGCGCGUGCAUUACCUUCCACGGAUAGGCUUUGUGAUUGAGGUUUUCGCUGGCGAGACUGGCAUUAGUGAUGGCAUUUAUGGAAGUGACCCAAGCAACAGAUGGACUCUCGCAUUCACAAAUGGUCCGCUUGCAUAUUACAAGAGCGCGGAAAUGCAAGAAAUGGACGAAAAGUUCGGCGAUAUCGCAACCAAUAUCGCGGACAAGGAGAUCGAAAUCGUUCACGCCCUUGCACAGGAAAUUCUCGAGCUCGAGGAUAUGCUCAUUCGAUGUUCAGAUAUCUGUGGACAACUUGAUGUCCUGCUAGCACUGUCUCAAGGGGCGGCGCAGUACAACUUGGUAAGACCAACCGUCGAUGAAAGCAAUAUCAUCAAAAUCAAAGGCGGACGGCAUAUUCUCCAGGAACUCGUUGUUGACAGUUUUGUGGCGAAUGAUACCUACAUCGCUGGAGGUGGUGGAAAAGAGUACGUGGAUGGAGACGUGGAGGAUCACUCAACCACCGAAGCUGAAGACGACAGAGGACCCAAUAUGCUCAUGAUGACGGGGCCGAAUUAUUCAGGCAAGAGCGUGUAUUUGAAACAGGUCGCAAUCAUCGUCUACAUGGCGCAUAUUGGCAGCUUCGUCCCUGCUAGUAGCGCGGUCAUCGGCCUUACGGAUUUAGUCCUCACGCGGAUCUCCACACGCGAGACGGUUUCCAAACGACAAAGCGUAUUUAUGAUCGACCUCCAACAGAUCUCACUGAUGAUCAGUCUCUGCACACGUCAGUCACUCCUCAUCAUCGAUGAGUUCGGCAAAGGGACCGAGUCAGCCGACGGCGCGGGACUGGCAGCAGGUGUACUUGAAUACUUCCUGUCAUUGGAGCACGAAGCACCAAAGGUGAUUGCGAGCACCCACUUCCAUGAGAUCUUCGAGAACGGUUUCUUGAACCCCGGGCCAUCUCUUGCGUUUGCAUUCAUGGAGCUGCGAAUCGACGACGAAGCCGACGAGCCGAGUGAGCAGGUGACCUAUCUAUACAACCUCCGCGAGGGGCGCACGAUGAGCAGCUUAGGGACCAUGUGCGCACGACUCAACGGUGUCCCCGAGGAAGUGGUGCAGAGAGCAGAGGAACUGAUCCUGCUGGAGAGCCGUGGGGAGGAUUUGGUAGCGGCUUGCACGCAGAUAUCGGGGAGAGAUGUGAGGGACUUGGAGAUGGCGGAGGAGGUUACGAGGCAUGCCCUAGUAAUCGAGUGGGGUGAAGUGGAGGAUGCGAGAAAAGUGCUGGACGAUAUACUUGGUCAGGCUGAUGCGUUCGCUAGGAGCGUCAGUCAGGUGGUAGGAGACAGCCAGGACAUGUUGAUGAGAUGAAGCGGGGAUGACUGGAUCACCACCGGAUGGUCGGACAGUCGGAUAGUGGGAGUCACAGUUUGUGGGUAGGUUGUUCAUUUCCUUUGCUUCAUCAUCCGAAAUCACUUCGA
Molecule: messenger RNA, 3059 nt
Organism: Eremomyces bilateralis CBS 781.70
Lineage: Eukaryota; Fungi; Ascomycota; Dothideomycetes; Eremomycetales; Eremomycetaceae
Exons: 4
Coding region: 1-2949 (982 amino acids)
Biological process (GO): mismatch repair; chiasma assembly
Cellular component (GO): nucleus
Molecular function (GO): mismatched DNA binding; ATP-dependent DNA damage sensor activity; ATP binding
Source: RefSeq, a predicted model, not a curated record